Hippocampus zosterae (dwarf seahorse) is the source of this 2097-nucleotide messenger RNA. It is a transcript of the gene htr1d, whose product is annotated as 5-hydroxytryptamine (serotonin) receptor 1D, G protein-coupled. Gene Ontology annotation, cellular component: plasma membrane. Lineage: Eukaryota; Metazoa; Chordata; Actinopteri; Syngnathiformes; Syngnathidae. Gene Ontology annotation, molecular function: G protein-coupled serotonin receptor activity. The record is from RefSeq and is a predicted model, not a curated record. The transcript is spliced from 3 exons. Gene Ontology annotation, biological process: regulation of locomotion; chemical synaptic transmission; adenylate cyclase-activating adrenergic receptor signaling pathway. Bases 854 to 2002 code for a protein of 382 amino acids.
ACAGGUGUUCUCGAUUUUCACUCAGACGAAAGCACAACGAACGAAUAGCAACUCGAGUAUUUCAUGCUGACAAGAAUACGAGAUGUGAGAAAACAUUUGUAUUUCAGAGAGUUUGGAAAUAAAGCACGUUUACGUCACUUCCAUGUCAAGGUGCUCAGGAUGGUGUAGAGAAGAGUCACCCCGCCUCCAAAACAGCGGAAAAGCCUUUCUUGUGUCGACUUCCCGGCAUGUGGAGAGUUUUAACUGACGGCACAAUGCGGCAAAGUAGAACUUGGGGUGGACUCUACUCCAGCUACUUCAAAGUUAAGAAACGGCAACAAGAGGAAGACCAAGGAAGUACGGCGCAAGCCUUGACCGGACCGUGUCACCGUCGAUCGGCUUCACGCGGACUCCACCAGAGAUCGCUGCCCGACAACAAGCCGAGCCGUGUAUCUGUCGUCGUCAUCUGAGCGCACGCGGCGCGGCGCCUUGCCUCGCCUUAUUGAAACGGAGGAGCCCAUUAAAGUGGGUUGAUAGAUACGAAGGUUCGGCGUUGAGGUGCCGUUGUCGGAUGGCUGCAGCUCGGAGAUGAGAUAAGAGGAGUGGAAAGCAGAGGAACAAAAGUGGCCGUCUGACAGCCGCUGAAUACAAAUGAGUAUCCAUCACUCCGACUGCAACGUAAGCAGGCCCGAAUCGAUAAUAUAACAUUGAAAUGGACAAAUCAGCGGGCUUCAGUUACAGGAACAUUAGCUCGGAACGCCAAAUGAUGGAAUUAGACGUUAGCUUCGGGUUGAUAUGAAAAACAAGGCAUGGGGGGAUUCGACCCUGCGCUCUCGGGCGCGUGUGCAAUGAGGCUCUCGUAAAGCUGUCGAGAAUGGCGAGCGAGAUGGAGGCGUACAACGUCUCCCUGGACUACUUCACCGGCAACGUCACGGAGAUUCCCGACCCUACCAGCGCGUCUCCCUACUGGAGUGACGCCUCCGUUUUGGGCUUCCAGAUCUCCCUGUCCACGCUCCUGGGGGCGGUGACCUUCGCCACGGUGCUGUCCAACGCCUUCGUCAUCGCCACCAUCUUCCUGACCAGGAAGCUGCACACGCCCGCCAACUUCCUGAUCGGCUCGCUGGCCGUCACCGACCUCCUGGUGUCAAUCCUGGUGAUGCCCGUCAGCAUCGUGUACACGGUGAGCAAGACCUGGUCGCUGGGGCAGAUCGUUUGCGACAUCUGGCUGUCGUCCGACAUCACCUUCUGCACGGCGUCCAUCCUCCACUUGUGUGUCAUCGCCCUGGAUCGCUACUGGGCCAUCACGGACGCGCUGGAAUACUCCAAACGCCGCACCAUGCGGCGAGCCGGGAUCAUGGUCGGAGUGGUGUGGGUGAUCUCCAUCUCCAUUUCCAUGCCUCCUCUCUUCUGGCGGCAAGCCAAAGCCCACGAGGAGCUGACGGAGUGCUUGGUGAAUACCGAUCAGAUCUCGUACACGCUCUACUCCACUUUCGGGGCCUUCUACGUUCCCACGGUGCUUCUGGUCAUCCUCUACGGACGGAUUUACGUGGCGGCGCGCUCCCGCAUCUUUAAAAUGCCCACGUCGUCCGGGAAGCGCUUCACCACGGCGCAGCUCAUCCAGACCUCGGCGGGCUCGUCCCUGUGUUCUCUCAAUUCCUCGUCCAACCCAGAAGGGCACGUCCACUCAGGAACGGGAAGCUCGCCUCUCUUUGUGAACAGCGUGAAGGUGAAACUGGCCGAUAGCGUGCUGGAAAGGAAGCGACUGUGCGCCGCUCGCGAGAGGAAAGCCACUAAGACCCUGGGCAUCAUCCUGGGCGCUUUCAUCGUGUGCUGGCUUCCGUUCUUCGUGGGCACCUUGGUCACGGCCAUUUGCAAAGAGUGUUGGUUUCACCCGGUGCUCGUUGACGUCUUCACCUGGUUGGGAUACCUCAACUCGCUCAUCAACCCGGUGAUCUACACCAUGUUCAAUGACGAGUUCAAGCAGGCCUUCCAGAAACUCAUCAAGUUCAGACGCUUCUCCUGAAGACCCAACAAGCUCGCGGAAAAUCGUCCAAUCGAAUAGAAUGACUCCAAUGUACAUUUUCCAUCUUGUGAACACAUGAACGUAUGGUUGAUGUU